AGCGAAUCGUUCCGAUGUCUGGUUAAAGAUUUGCAUUCAAAUUUCGUCAUUUUCUUCAAGUUCAUUUCAUUUCACUUCACUUUACUUCAUCGGAUUUCAUUUCUUACUUCGUCCCACGUGUUAAGCACAGGGUGAAAAAUUUGAAAUGACAGAAUUCUCAAGUCCUUUACAUGCCAACGAGGGGAAAUUCAGUUUCAUUCACUAUGUAUCAUACUCAGUCAAAUGAAUGAAAAUGAACAGGAAUCUUGAACCACACUACUUUCCCCGGAUCACUUCGCAACCAACCCGGAAUCUGUUUCGGGUAUUUUGCGAGCAACAACUCCAGCCGAGUAUUAGCAAGUCAGUCUUCAACAUGUGUAACAGUCCAGCUGCUUUUUAACACACACGACUUUUGUGCACGAAAACAAGUCAAAAUAUUUCUUUCGAAAAUUUUCCUGUAACAUUAAAUGGACAUGGAACUGAAUUUUGUAGGUCACGGAUAUAAAUUGAGGACAGGUUACGAACUCAUAUACUGCGUCCUCCCGUACAUCGAAGACCAGCGGUACACUUUCGGACACUCGUACGAAGGUUGUGGGGAUGAUGAAGAGUUCCUACUUUUGUUAAGGAUCCGAUGGUUCGAGGAGGCGAAGUUCUCAUCCGCCCGUUUCCAAAUUUCCUGUCGCCAUGGCAACUACUGGAUUAAGCGGUUGUCGGCUGCCAAAAAUUACGCAAUAUUCGUAAAUGGAACCGACGUCCGUGAUACCACGGAUGGAAUGAAGAUAUCGCCCGGGGACAUUUUCGUCCUUGCGGAAAACAUCUUGCCGAAGAUUACCCGCCAUCGCGCUGGAGGAAACUAAAGUUGAAGGUUUUUUCAAAAAUGAAGAAACGCCCAGACGAUUUUCAGAACACGUUCGAUUUCCGCUUCCAGCCUCGAAGCGAUCCCAUCACGUCCGACCCGCCUGACAAUUACGCAUCAGACUCCGCCAUCCUUGCCUAUUUCCCACGUGACACAGCCGAAUCUUAUAUCGCCCUGGAAAACACGUUGAUACUCUCCAAAAUAUUUUCCCACUUGGGCCUCUCAACCUUAAAGAUCUGCCGCCUCGUGUCAUCCCUCUGGGAGAGUGAAGCCGUCCCCUGGCUCAAGUCUCGAUCCGAAAUUCGGUUCCAGUUUUACGCCUACCGCGAACCCGCAAUGUCGAUGAAGUUCUUCUUCUAUACGAGUGAAAUGCUGCCCUUUGCCCAUCCGAAUUGGCACAUGGACCGUCUCAAUACUGGCGAUACGGCGACGUUGUCUAAAUUAGGGGACGAUUUGGACCGGAUCCUUAAAAAUUGUCACCCGAUGAUCCGGCGCCUAAGUUGUGUUUAUUGUCACACCAUAAAUAACGCGCUCUUGGCCAAAUUGCUGAAUCGAUUUGCCGCGUCUUUAGAGGAAUUGUCGGUUUGGUUCGAUGAUUGUGAAAACGCGGAGGAAGAUAUUACCGAAUUUUUCAACUUGAUAGAUUUCCCGCUCCUUAAAAGAUUCGAGAUCGAUAUGGGUUGCAGUGUUUUGUCGACGAUUAAUCCCGCAUGGUAUGUAAAUUUGACCCGUUCCCUGAUCAAAUUGAGUAGCAGGGUAUCCGCGCUGUACCUCAAGUCGAACAGCGCCCCGCUGAAUACGUAUUGUUUGCGGGAAAUUUUUUCGAAUAGAGAAUACCCGAGGUUGAGGGAGGUUCGGAUUAAAAAAAUUGAUUCGGAUGGGAUGGAAGUUUUGCGGGGUUUGAGGGCGGGUUUGGUUCGGCUGGAGAUUAAUGGGUUUUCCGAUGAGUGUGAGAUUCGACAGGUGGAAGAGGUCGUGCAGAGACAGAGAGAGUCGUUGGAGUUUCUGCGUCUCGAAGUGCCCCCGGACUGGGGGGUGGUUCCCGUGGGGGAAAUGCCUUUGUUGAAAAGGAAAGAGAUUUUCUUUAAACAAUUUUAGGCAAUAGGUUUAGGAUUUAUACUUUCAAUACCCUUGUUUAAAGUGCAAAUUUCUAAAUACCCUUAAUUAAUUAAAUUUUUAAUUCCUGUAUUUAUCAUUGCAUGGACCAUUAGCAUUGUUAGAAUUUUUAUACGAAAGUAAUUACUAUUUUAUUGCUAUGUUACGUUUAUUGAUUACUAUUGAUUAAUUACUGUUAUUUGCAUCACCCGAAGUAUUUACAUACAUCGGGGGUAGUAGAUGAUCGGUAAGAAUUGUAAGAAAACAUAGCCUUGAAAGCGUUAAAUGAGCCAUCUCAUCGGAUAUGAACAUGAUAUGAGAUGAGUUACGACUUUAUGCAUGUAAAUAAUCUGGUAAUAAACAUUACCGAAAAGCACAA
Folsomia candida is the source of this 2309-nucleotide messenger RNA. RefSeq lists its product as uncharacterized. The transcript is spliced from 6 exons. Lineage: Eukaryota; Metazoa; Arthropoda; Collembola; Entomobryomorpha; Isotomidae. The record is from RefSeq and is a predicted model, not a curated record. Bases 857 to 1933 code for a protein of 358 amino acids.